AAACGAAGGACGCAGGUCUGAUACAUGACGUGUGUUGCAUCAUGUUUCAUGUGCCAUUGUGGCUUAAUGUUGUUUGACCCGGGACUCACCGCCUUGCCGAUCCUAAAUCUCCGUUCUCACGAGCAGUGUACCUCAAAUUUUGUCAAUUGGAACAUCCUGCUGGUGUAAGCAUGGCGGAUCUUGAAGAAAACCUGGAGUUCAACUCGGUAAGACAGAGUUGCAUCAUAGAAACUGGUCAGAUCUGGCCAGUGUGCUGUGAUUGAUUCAUCUUCUGCAGCGGCGUUCGGCCGUCUACUCCCUGCACGGCAUGGUGGCAUCGUCUCAGCCGACGGCCUCCAACAUCGGCCUGGACCUCCUCAAGAAGGGAGGCAACGCAGUGGACGCAGCCAUCGCCGUAUCCGCCGCACUCGCGUAAGGCUGGCACACCACACAGGGAGGGCGGCGGUGCUCACUGCAUUCACUGUUUGACUUGCAGAGUGACUGAGCCCUGCUCGACGGGUAUCGGUGGUGAUUGUUUCAUGCUUUACUUCAGCAACAGCGACAAGAAGGUCUACGGGCUCAAUGGCAGCGGACGCAGCAGCUCACAGUACACACAGAUGCUCACAGAGAGGCGGCUGCAUGUCUGUCUAUGUGCACCGGGCGUGUGCUGUAACUAACGUCAGGUUGACGUGUGAGUACGUGCAGCAGACGAUAGGCGCGUUUGAGGGCGACGACAGGUUCCACGCCCUCUCCGUGACGGUGCCGGGGGCCAUUGCCGGCUGGAUGGACGCACUUGGUAACAAGCUGGUAGCUGCCUGCCUUACACACCACUCCACCCAUUGCUGCUGUGCUGUGUGCCUGAUCUGGUGUGCAGAUCGGUGGGGCAGCAUGCCGCCAUCCGACGUGUUGGCCCCUGCCGUCAAACUGGCCAGAGAGGGAUUUGCUGUAGGUAAGCGAACGCAAUGAUCGAUGGAUCCGAUCCACGCAUCCAUCGCUCUCUGCGGCGUGUGUGUCAGCCCCCCUGACGGCCUACCACUGGAAGAGGGGAGAGGCAUUCAUCAAACGAAACGACGAAAGGUAUGACAUACAGACAUGCAACGACACAUACGAUAGAGGCCUGUGGCACCCUAUGGCACCAAUCAAUCAGGAGUCGCGGCGCCCUGCUGAUCGACGGCAGGGCGCCGAGGGCAGGCGAGCUGUUCAGAAACCCCAAACUGGCCGACAGUAAGCUGACACAGCCAUGCAAAAGAGGAAGAAAGGCGGUAUCUAUCGUGUCUGUCUGUCUGUCUGUCUGUCGCGUCGUCAGCGUUGGAGCGUGUGGGUGCGGAGGGCGCCAAGGCCUUCUACACGGGGCUUACAGCCGAAGCCAUUGUCAAAUGCGUCAACAAACACGUAUGCAGCCGGGGCGGGGCAGGGCGGGGCAUGCACUGUAUCCAUUCACCCACCUGUCUGUCUGUCUGUCUUGUUGUUGGCCAGGGUGGCGUCAUGGCCCUGGAUGAUUUGUCGAGCCACACGACCACCUUCCCUGAGCCAAUCAGUGUCAACUACAAAGGUGAGGGUGACCACGGCUUUCAUUCAGUGAUCGCUCUCAUGCUGCAUGAAUCUCUGUGUGCCUGUGUGCUCUAUGUGUGUGUUUGUGCAGGGUAUGAGGUGCAUCAGAUCCCUCCGAACGGCCAGGGGCUGGUGGCCCUCCUAGCCAUGAACAUCGUCAAAGGUAAACGACUGACUGACUGGUGGAGGGAUACGUACCGUAUGUCAGUCCACCCACUCAUCCACUCGCAGGCCUGGACAUUGGCUCAUUUCGCCACAACUCCGCCCCCUACUUGCACCGCUGCAUCGAGGCGCUCAGACUCGCAUUCGCAGACGGAAAGAGGUAACAAUAACAGACCAACCUCACCCAGUGCAUGACAUGAGUGUGUGUGUGUGUGUGGUUGUGUGUGUGAUUGUGCAGGUACAUCGGUGACCCUGAAGUCGGCCCGGCGUCUCCUGUGGAAGGUCUGCUGUCCGACGCUUACACGCAGGACCGCAUCAGGUGCGUCCUGCCUGACCGUGCCAACCCCGCCAUCAAAUACGGCACACCCGUGGCAUCAUCAAGUGAGUCGGCAGCAUCAGCCAGCCAAUCUGCAACACACCUACCAGCAUGUGUCUGUGUGUGUGGGUGUGUGGGUGGACAGACACGGUGUCGUUCCAAGUCGUUGACGACGACGGGAACGCAGUGUCAAUGGUCAACAGCAACUACUGUGGGUUUGGCACAGGUACGCAAACGAAUAGCAAACGAAUAGAAUACACACACAGGUGUGGUGUGUGGAAAGGUCGCUGGGUGGUGGGGUGUGUUGUGUCUGUCUGCAUCUGAUUUUGGCCUGCAGGUCUGAUCCCUGACGGCGAGGGGUUCCCAUUGCAGAACAGGGGCGCCAAUUUCUGUGUGGACCGGACGUCUCCCAACUGUGCCGGGCCGAGAAAGCGGCCGUACCACACCAUAAUUCCAGCCAUGGUGACCAAGGACGGCGAGCUGUGGAGCACCUACACCAACAUGGGCGGCUUUAUGCAGCCACAGGGACACCUCCAGGUGAGGUGGGCACUCACGCAAUCAAUGGUCUGCUCUGCAUGUCUGUCUCAUUCCCCUUCCCUCUGUGUGUGGAUGGAUGGAUGGAUGGAUGUGUGCGAUGGAUGGAUGGAUGUGUGCAGCUGUUGCUGGAUCAGGUGGAAUACGGCAUGGACCCCCAGGCGGCCCUCGACCAGCCGCGCAUCUGCCUCACACCUGAGAGGGACCCACCCACAGUCAGCCUCGAGGACGGCAUCACCCCGCACGUGGCCAACGAACUCAGGCAGAUGGGCCACCGCAUCAACGAUGGUGCGGCUGUCCGCCCCGCACGACCCAGCACAAACGAUGCGUAAAGGCUCGGUGCGUGUGUGUGUCCGGUUUGGCUGUGUGAUGGUGCGUGCAGGUGUGAGGGGCCAGGACAGGGCCUUGUUCGGUCGUGGCCAGAUAAUCAACCGGACGGUGUCUCACCGGCAGCGUGUGUGGGUGGGCGGCAGCGACGGACGGGCCGACGGCUGCUGCAUGGGCUACUGAGUGAGUGACUGACUGAGGGAGGGACGGGGGCAAUCAAUGCAUUCCAUUGGAGCUGUGGUGGGUGCGCAGCGCAGCAGUCAUGGUUGGUGCGCUUUGUGGAUAAGACAAAGAUGGCAGGUCCUACGGUGUGAGUGCGUGGUUGGCGACGCACAUUUCAGUGGAUGACUUCGUUUUGAAUUGAUGAGUGCACAAAUGUGUACGCAUAUUCGAAUACGCAGACCUCAUGCGCACCCCAUGCAUGUCGCAUACCAUGUUGUUCACAAACACGCCCGACCUUGAAUACGUGCAC
Messenger RNA from Vitrella brassicaformis, 3341 nucleotides. NCBI's taxonomy places the organism in Eukaryota, Vitrellaceae. The record is from the annotation of a GenBank genome assembly.